AUGUCACUCCGCAUAACUUUUUUAGUGUACAUUCUAGUCGCCAUCACAUGUAUCAUUUUUGUUAAUACCGUCUCUGCGAAUGCCUUUCCCGAAAGUUUUGAUCUUUCUUACGAUAAUGAAGGCGCCGAUUCCGCAACUAUGCCUUAUCAAGAUCUAGAAUCUAUCGUCCCUGACAAGAUUGAAGCAUCAUCAGAUGAAUUUACCAGAGUAGGGGAAACUGCACCAAGGCAUCAUAAAGAGUUCUAUGAUUGUGUUCUUUUGUGUUGGUAUAGGUCGUCGAUGAGACGUCGUACUUUUACAGAAUGUAUCGAAACCU
This is a messenger RNA of Dentiscutata erythropus, 316 nucleotides long. NCBI's taxonomy places the organism in Eukaryota, Fungi, Glomeromycota, Glomeromycetes, Diversisporales, Gigasporaceae. The record is from the annotation of a GenBank genome assembly.